Messenger RNA from Musca domestica (house fly), 1536 nucleotides. RefSeq names its product nucleoporin NUP42. Lineage: Eukaryota; Metazoa; Arthropoda; Insecta; Diptera; Muscidae. Gene Ontology annotation, molecular function: metal ion binding. The record is from RefSeq and is a predicted model, not a curated record. The coding region runs from base 72 to 1340 and encodes 422 amino acids. The transcript has 2 exons.
GGAACACCCUGCUAUUGCGCCAUGGCCACUUCUAUCGUACUCAUGCGAUGUUUCGAAAGCUAUAGAACUCUAUGUUUAGUUUUUUUUUUCUCGGUGGAUGGAUGAAUUGGGGGAAUGUUUUGGUCCUAGAGUUAAUUGCUGAAAUGGUGUUGUGUAAAUUCUUUCAACAAGGAACAUGUCGUUAUGGCUCCAAAUGUCAUAAGGAGCACAUUGAUAUCCGGCAAAUCGUCAAAACAGACAUAGAGUCGGCUCUUAAUGGGAAACAGUGGCCUCUGUCUUGUUAUGGCCCAUUUAAAGACAAAAUUGGCAUUCCAAACUUUAUCGAAGAUCAACUUUUUGAGGAAGUUCGACUUUUGUGCUAUGAAGCAAAACAAAAUAACUAUUUUGAUCAAUUUCACCAACAAUUCAACAAAGAGAUAAUUGAUGCUAAUAGCAAAAUGAAAGCUUUGUUGCAAAUGACACCCGAAAUAUUGGAUAUUGUAAUGAAUUGUUAUGACUCUACAGUUGGCAACAAUGUUUCCCAACCGAUUGGUGUAUUUGAAAGUGGUGCUACAUCUGAAGUUCCAGUGUUUGGUAAAUCGCCAAGCACAUCAUUUGUACAGAACAACAACAUGAUUUCUGCAAAUAACGGAGGAAACAUAUUUGGUUUUGGAAAAACCAAUGCUCCAAAUGUUUUUGAAGGUUCAUCGUCGAUGAAUCAACCUCAAUCAUCUAUUUUUGGACAAACCUCCAAAGUUGGAAACCCUAUUUUUGGAGGGUCGACGUCGGUUUUUGGACAGCAGCAAACAUCCUUAGCAAUGAACAGUAAUAUUUUUUCACAACAAACAUCUGGAACAGGUACGUUUCCCCACCAAAGUAAUGUGCCACAACAGCAUUCUCCGUUUCUUCCAGCCCAAGGUGGUAGCAACAUUUUCAAUCAAUCGGGACCCUCUCCACAGUCUCCAAACAUAUUUACACAAGGAACAGUUCAUCGCCAAACACAGGGGGUUUUUGCACUACCAUCGACUCAGGCUGCACAACUUACAUCACAAAAUACUGUCGAGUUUGGUCAAUCUGUUUCUCAAAAUAUGCCACAAAAUUUGUUCACUCAAUGUGGUCCACAACACUUUAUUCAGAAUGCGCCUACAGAGCCCUCAAAUGUGUUCAAGCAACCCCAAUUUAACCAUGUUAGUGAUCAGUCUAUCAAUCAGUCAAAAACUAGAAACGGAAUCGCUGCAAACUCACUAUAUAGCCUAAUGAAAGAUCUUGCACAAGAUGAAAUUGAAGCCUUUAAAGCUGAAUUCUUUCUUCCAGGAAAGUUACCUCUAAAUCCACCUCCUAAGGAAUUAGUUGACGUUUAAUUGAGAUUCAAAGCUAAGUAAAAUUCGAAAAUUUUGAACAAAUCAAAUUAUUAAUUUAAACUACAUAUAUAAAUGGCCUUUGCAGAAUGAUUAAUUAUACAGUCUUAUUCUGAAGAUUACUAGAAAGUCUUCUUCUUUAGAAACAUUCCCAUGUUCGCUCUGUUAUAAACAAUAAAAAUAUAACAAUCACAUCGCA